Colletotrichum navitas is the source of this 984-nucleotide messenger RNA. RefSeq lists its product as uncharacterized. The record is from RefSeq and is a predicted model, not a curated record. Bases 224 to 913 code for a protein of 229 amino acids. Lineage: Eukaryota; Fungi; Ascomycota; Sordariomycetes; Glomerellales; Glomerellaceae. The transcript has 2 exons.
CCUGAACGUGCCGCUUCAAGCAGGCUUGGGUCCCAAAGCUGACGACAUGAUAGCAUACCACACGAAUCCUUGGUCCUCACCGGAAGAUAGACUCAUUUCACGUCUGCCCGAACCUCAAGACCCAAACAUUGAGACUUGCAACCUUAUUCUUCUUCAACGGUUUUCUCGGCCAGAUUGCCUCGUGGUUCGCCUUAGGCUCUAAUCCCUUCUCAUCAACUUCAACAUGGAAGAUAAAGCAACAAAAGAUUUUUGCCCAGUCUCAGGAGCCCUCUCUUCUUGUCUCUUUGCUUCAGUGAUGGACUUUUGGUCGCAGCUUCUUCGACAAGAAUCUUGGUUGUUAACCUUUUCACCCCAAGUUCCAGCUCCCGAAAGUCUUCAGAACUAUAAUGGCGAAGAGAAAGAACCAAACUCUCAAGACCUGAACAUGAAUUAUGAGUCACGUUAUUCGGAAGACAACGCAUCGGAUAUAACAAGGUUUCUUCUGAGUGAAGAGCGUGAUCGCUUGUGUCUGUGGAAAUUUCAGUUCAGCGACGAGGAUUUGGACCUUCUUAAUCAAAUCGAGCCCAACGUGUUCGGCGGUGCUGUUGUUCAAUGCCUUGUAAGUAUUGGCGAGGCGUUGACCAAAAAUACAGUUAUCAGCAGUUGUGGGGAGUCAACUCAUGAUCUGGAAGCCAGCAAAGCGACUCUGGAUGCAACUAUUCGGGAGGGAAAGCGUCACAUUCAAAGCAUUUAUCAUGAUGACGAUAUAGCCGAGACAAUAGCCAGUACUGGGUAUGAGGGCUCUGUUGCAACAGAUUACACAGUUCCUGACGACAAGCCAACGAGCCUACAUGAGAGUGUGAAGAUCGAAAUAGGAAAGCUACAAAGACUGAGCUUUCCGAUAGCACAGACACUUGCUGGAAAGAAGGGUUAAGUGAGUGAUGAGAAUUACAGACAAGUUGUCGCCAGCUAAUAAGUGAUCAGUUCUAUGUGUGAAAUGCAACG